AUGCCGAUCACUGUACCACAUAACCGCGACACAGCGGGUUUCCCGCAGUCGGGGCCCUCAUAUCAGCAGCAAGUGGUCUCCUUUCGACCCAUCCCCAGCCCGGCACCUCCCGGGUGUGCGGUCUGCAUCCUGAGCGACCAAGCCCUACUAAGCCACGAGCUAUACUUCUGUGGGACAUGUAGGGCCAUGUACCACCGGCCCUGUCUCUACGCGCUGCUGCUGCAGCGGAGCCAUCAACCCUCCUUGGUAGGAGGUACGUCCUCCGCGCCAGUAGCGCUCCACAGGUGCCCAACCUGCGGGAUCGAGGGGGGCCAAGCCCCCAUCCCCUCGGCUCCCACAGGGCCUGGAGCCCCCCGAUUCUUCAUCACCACCCCCUACCACUACGACCGCACCCCCGCAGGACUCUACGUGUGCACCUCCAUCUCCACCGCACGGGAUGGGACCUCGCGGUCUUGCAAUCUGCACUUCAGCGCAUGGCCGAACUACCGCGCCCAUCAUCAUCAGGCGCAUGAACGGGCGGCCGAUGCCGGGCAUUCGUGUGAGGGUUGUGCCGUAAGUAGUAGUAGUGGCGGUGCCAGCACUGCUAACGCGACCGCGACCGCGACUGCAACUGCCACUGCCACUGUGACUGCGACUGUGACUGCGACUGCGAUAGCUACCCCUCCCCCUGUCCCUCUCCCUGUCCCUGUCCCUGCCCCUGCCCCUGCCCCUACCCCUACCCCUACCCCUACCCCUCCCAUGACUCUCACCGAUCUCCUUCUAGCCGUCGAGGCGGAGAGCACCGAGCCACCAAUGCAUCUCCUGCCCCCGCCCAUCUCCUUAGAGCCGGAACGAGAGGUGAGCACCACUCCGACGACACCCACGACCCCCAAAGACCAGCCCAACCCCCAGGCCGCAUACAACUCCCACUUCAAACGCACUAAAGAAGGCCACUUCAUCUGCACCUUCCCUGUCCCCACGAGGACCAGGACAACAACAGCCGCCACGAAGCCGUGCGGAUGGCGUCUUGGGAAGUGGCAUAGUCUCAGGAAGCAUUACUGGUGGCAGCAUAUGCCCCAGGAAAACGCGGGGGGCUGCUCUUGUAAUGUCAGUAACAGUAACAGGAACCCGAGUAGCGGUAGUACUCACGCUAAUGCUGGUAGGGGCGGUAUCGCUAUCACCGCCGAAGCUAACCUUGGACCUGGGCAGCUCCAGCGCCGACGGUCUUCCACGGUGUCUACUUUGCCUGCUUCGUGUGUUCCCACGACUUCGUAUGUUCCAGCGGCUUCGUAUGUACCACCGGCCUCGUCCGUCCCAGCGGCUCCGUUUGUUCCAGCAGCUCCGUGUGUUCCACCGGCGCCAUAUGCAUAUACCUCACCGACCCCGCCCACAAACCCAGUCCAGCUAGAACUGCUCCUGCAAUCGCAGCAGCAGCGGUACAGACCGCCGCCGCGACCGCAGGCGCAGCCGCCGGUCAUCCGACAACGCCAGCCACGGUUCUGCCCGCUCUGCGCCGGGGAUUUCGGGAAUCUGGUCCCACUGGUCCAGCAUCUGGAGGUCGACCAUGCCAUAGAGCUUCCGAUCUGUAUGUUGUGUCUGUCGUGGCGGGCGAAUUGGUGGGGGCUGCUGCUGCAUCUGGAGGAGGAUCAUCCGGAGUGGGAUGGGUUGUUUGAGGAUCCGUCGGCGGUUCGGCCGGGUUUGUUUGCUUAG
Molecule: messenger RNA, 1689 nt
Organism: Aspergillus brunneoviolaceus CBS 621.78
Lineage: Eukaryota; Fungi; Ascomycota; Eurotiomycetes; Eurotiales; Aspergillaceae
Exons: 1
Coding region: 1-1689 (562 amino acids)
Source: RefSeq, a predicted model, not a curated record